Dendrobium catenatum is the source of this 2508-nucleotide messenger RNA. RefSeq names its product ATP-dependent DNA helicase 2 subunit KU70. Gene Ontology annotation, biological process: double-strand break repair via nonhomologous end joining; cellular response to gamma radiation; cellular response to X-ray. The transcript has a single exon. Gene Ontology annotation, cellular component: nucleus; Ku70:Ku80 complex. Bases 286 to 2157 code for a protein of 623 amino acids. Lineage: Eukaryota; Viridiplantae; Streptophyta; Magnoliopsida; Asparagales; Orchidaceae. The record is from RefSeq and is a predicted model, not a curated record. Gene Ontology annotation, molecular function: DNA helicase activity; telomeric repeat DNA binding; double-stranded DNA binding.
CUGAUCCUUCCUCCGGAAGGAACUCAAAAAAGCCGGCGGACGCAAGUUUAUAUACUAUUUAUGUCAACCCUACUAAAAUCCUAGUUGGCCAAGCGCGCGCUCUCUUCCGUAUCUUCCUCUUCUUCACUUUUCUCCUGCAAGGUGAGGGGUCAAGGUGAGGGCGUCUUCGGCAAGCGAGGCAUCGGCGAGGUUACUAAUGUGGUUUCAUCAACGUGGGCCGCUCCUGCCAGGUUAGAUCACGGCUAUUUGAAAUCGAAACCUUGCGCCUCUUGCUUUUGGGCUGCUAUGGAUUUAGACCCCGAUGGCAUCUUCCGUGACGACUCCGGCUCUGAAGAUGACUUACUCCGUGAGAAGGAGUCCACCAAGGAUUUCUCUGUCUACCUUGUUGACGCAUCUCCCAAGAUGUUUGGCACGGUCGCAACAAAUGAAGUAGAUGAAAUGGGGGAAACUUUUUUUCAUGCUGCCGUCAAGUGCAUCUCUGAAUCUCUCAAGGCUCAAAUUAUUGGUAGAUCGUCGGACGAAAUUGCGAUUUGUUUCUUCAAUACUAGGGAGAAGAAAAAUACUCAGGAUCUUCAUGGCGUUUAUGUCUUCAAUGUUGCGGAAAGAGAACUUCUUGAUAGACCUACUGCAAGGUUAAUCAAAGAAUUCAGUGGCAUUGAGAAUAGUUUCAUACAUCAUAUCGGUAGUCGGUAUUGGAUCGAGCCUGCAUCAAGGGAGAACUCCUUGUACAAUGCUCUUUGGGUUGCUCAGGCGCUGCUGAGGAAAGGAUCUGUAAAGAAUGUGAGCAAAAGAAUACUCAUUUUCACAAAUGAAGAUAAUCCUUUUAGAAGCAUUUCUGGAGCAGCAAAGGCUGACAUGAUCAGGACUUCACUGCAACGUGCAAAGGAUGCUCAAGAACUUGGUAUCUCAAUCGAGCUUCUUCCAUUGAGCAGCAAAGAAUUUGAUGUUUCAAUCUUCUAUGCUGAUUUGCUUGGACUGGAAGGUGGAGAGAUGCCUCUAUUUCUGACAUCCGCUGAUGAAAAAUUAGAAGAUAUGGCCAAUCAGCUGCAAAAAAGGAUAUUUUCGAAGAGGAAGGUUAAAACAAUCAUGUUUGUGAUAGCAAGUGGUGUUAGCAUUGAAGUGAAUGCAUAUGCAUUAAUAAGGCCUUCCGUGCCUGGGGCUAUUAUGUGGCUGGAUUCAGUCACUAAUCUCCCCUUGAAGAUGGAGAGAACAUUCGUUUGCGCUGACACUGGUGCUUUGGUUGAGCAGCCACGCAUGCAUUUUCAGGAAUUUAACGGUGAAAUGGUAAAGUUUACCGUGGAAGAGUUGGCAGAAAUAAAGAAGGUUUCAGAUGGCCAUCUUCAUCUUCUAGGUUUCAAGCCAUUAGAUUGCCUAAAGGAUUAUCACAAUCUGAGGCCAUCUACAUUUAUAUAUCCUACUGACGAGGAGAUAAUUGGAAGCACUUGUGCUUUCGUUGCAUUACAUAGAUCCAUGGUGCGGCUUCAGCGGUUUGCAGUUGCAUUUUAUGGAAGUUCUACUCACCCACAGCUGGUUGCUCUUGUGGCACAGGAUGAAAUAAUCAGCUCAUCUGGUCAGCUAGAGCCCCCUGGAAUGCACAUGAUUUAUCUCCCAUAUUCUGAUGAUAUUAGAUAUCCAGAAGAGCUCCAGAUAUAUGCCGGCACACCUCGUGCAACAGAUGAUCAAAUCAAGAAAGCUUCUGCUUUGUUAAGGAGAAUAGAUUUGAAGGACUUUUCAGUUUGUCAAUUUUCAAAUCCUGCCCUGCAGAGACACUAUGGAAUACUGCAGGCCUUAGCAUUGGGCGAAGAUGAGAUGCCCAAUGUCAAGGAUGAAACGUUGCCUGAUGAAGAAGGCAUGGCCAAGCCAGGAGUAGUGCGUGCGAUAGAAGAGUUUAAAUUUGCUGUCUAUGGUGAAAACCAUGAUCAAGAAGAAGCUGCAAAGAAGGGUUCAACUACUGAAGCUUCCAAGAAGCGAAAAGCAAUCUACGAAGUCGCGUUAAAGGAAUCUGCAAGUUAUGAUUGGGCUGAUAUUGCUGAGCAUGGAAAACUUAAGGAUUUGACUGUAAUUGAGCUGAAGAACUACCUUACAGUUCACGGCCUACCCGUCACCGGAAAGAAGGAAGUUUUAAUAAGCAGGAUAUUAACCCAUUUGGGCAAGUAAUUUUGUCUGAGCUCUCUCUAUCAUGAUAUGCAGUUCUUACUAAGUAUUGGUGGUGAAAGCUAUGAUUCCCUUGAUGCAUAUAAUUUCUUGUAUUUUGUCCUGUGAACAUUUCCACUACUUUUUAAAAACUUCUAGCCUGCUCAUGUAAAAUAUUUUGUGGGUGGUGACUUACUACUUCAAUGCCACUUUUCUACUACUUAAAAUGAGGUAUUUUGAAUGUGCCAUAAGUUUAUAAUUCCCGUUGAAUGAAAGGAUGUGUAUGUUUUGUCAUGAUGAUGGCAUUCUAUCUAUGCUGUAAUUUUAUUGUUAACUACUAUAUUUUGCUCUGAUUUAAAGCUAGUGUUUGCAACA